UACGAGUCCAGAGAGUAAGGGUUCUCUUGCGGCCGCGCUCGCGUCACGGCGGCGCAGCAGAAUUCGAAGCUACGGUUUUCUCUCUUUCGUAGAUCCUUGGAGUUUCCUAUGGAGCUCGGUUGUUGAUCCAUUUCUAGGGUCUGGAUCGGUGUUUCCUCGGUUCGGCCUCCGACACCGAUGGCUACCGUCAACACUUUUGAUCUCCUGGCCGAUGACGACAACGACGAUCCUUCUCAUCUUAUCGCUGUCCGGCAACAGAAGGUUGCCUCCAAGAAGCCCCACGCACCCGCGGCUGUGCCGGCGACCAAAUUCCUGAACAAGCCCCUCCCUUCCGCUCAAGCAGGAAACGGGGACGUCAAUGGAUUUGCCAGGGGCUACGGUGGCGGUGUUUCUGAAGAGGGUGAUGGUGAUAAGCCCUCUGAAAGGGGGCGUGGAGGAUAUGGGGCGCAACGGCAGUAUUUUCGUGGUGGUCGACUUGGUGGAUAUGGCAAUAGUAACGGAGAAGGCGGGUCUGACUCCGAACGACCCCCACGUAGAAGAAGGUGGGAGCGGUCGGGGUUAUGAGAUGAAGCGUGAGGGCACAGGGCGUGCGAACUGGGGAACCAAGGAUGAUUAUUUGAUUGCACAGUUAUGAUUAAUCUUUUAUUACAAUAAUAUCAUCCAUCAAUGCUUGUUUAUGUAUUUGUGCUGAUCUGAGAAUAGUUGGAUUAGAGGGACCGAAGAAGAAGCAGACAUGGAUGGGAAGCUUGCAAAUUCUAAGGAAGAAUAGGAUGGUGGAACACAAACAGAGGUGAAUAAGGAAAGCAUGGAGGCCACAGCAAUUGAAACUGAUGAAAAAGAACCUGAAAGUAAGGGUUCCGACAAGGAUAUGGGAAGAAGAAAAGAUAGUGCUGAUCGGGAGGAGCGAGGCAAAAAGGUAUUGUAUUCUCUGAUAAAUAAGUUUGCUUUGAACGGAACCAAACCUAUGUGAUUUCCUGCUCUAGUCCGAGUAUCACAGAGUUUCUGAGACCAGCUGAAGAGGAAAGAUGCUACAGUCUUGGUGGUCAUGGCCAUGGCAAAGGCCAAGGUGAUCAUGGAGCGAUUUGGCGGUGCAACAGUAAGCCCCACUUAUGCUCCUUCCAUUGAGGAUCCUGGACAAUUCCCCACACUUGGGGGAAAGUAGAAUACUAGUAUGCCAAUGCCUUUUUCCCCACCCUUCUCUUGCAUCUCUUUCAAAAUUUUGUUUAUCUAACUUAGAAACUUGUCUGACUUCUUUCUUUUAAUUAUUCUGUUUAGAAAUUCUAUAUGGUUAAUACUCAGGUGGUAUAAUUUCUUGUACUUGCAGUGUUCUCUUUGACCACUAGUAUGAAGUAUGUGGUUAGAUAAAACUAGCAUUGGAAUAGUAGAAUCUGAUCCAAAACAUUGCAUUUCGUUGGAUCUCUUUGAAUCUUCCUGCUGCUGUUUGCAUUAUCUGAUCCAAAACAACCGUAUUCUGAUCUGAUACAAAUUUUCAAUUCAGCCAGAUAUGUUAUACAGAAAUGUGCUGUGGAAUUAGAUUUCUUCAGAAUAAUUAACAAACAACUGUGAUGAUCUAUAUAGCAUGCCCCUUCUUUGUCUUUACAUUGGUUCCACUCGAUGACAAGUAGGGGAACCAAUGUAUUCGUUUGAUGUCACUCACAGUCAUCCAUAAACCUGCCUUGAUCCUAUCCUACAGAUGACAUGAGCAGUUGACAUGACAGCUUUUGUGUGUGUAUAUAUAUAUAUAUAUAUAUAUAUAUAUAUAUAUAUAGAGGGAGAGAGAGAGAAGUGAACAAGUCCAAAUCGUGCCCAGCUUGCACGAUCCUCUCUCUCUCUCUCCCCUCGACUCGCUCCUCCAUCUUCCCUUAAAAGAGAGAGAGAGAGAGAGGGAGAGAAGCCAUGGAGCCGCACUGCCACCCUGCCCAGGGAUUGACACAGGAGGAGAUGGCAGAGCUGGAGCCGGUGAUCCGAGCGCACCACGCCUUCCCGCGUGCGCCGGGUACGUGCACCUCCCUCAUCACGCAGCGCAUCGACGCCCCGCUGUGCGCCGUGUGGCCCGUCGUCCGUAGCUUCGACCGGCCCGAGCGAUACAAGCACUUCAUCAAGAGCUGCCGCCUCGUCCGCGGCGAUGGUGGCGUCGGCAGCGUCCGGGAGGUCACCGUCGUGUCGGGCCUCCCGGCGUCCACCAGCGUCGAGCGGCUGGAGAUCCUGGACGACGACCGCCACGUCCUCAGCUUCUGCGUCAUGGGCGGGGAGCACCGGCUCAGGAACUACCGCUCCGUCACGUCGGUCACCGAGCUCCACCGGGAAGGUAAGGCCUACACCCUCGUCCUCGAGUCCUACGUUGUGGACAUCCCGGAGGGGAACACCGAGGAGGACACCAAGAUGUUCACCGACACCGUCGUCAAGCUCAACUUGCAGAAGCUCGCGGCGGUGGCCAUGGCCUCCUCGCGCGCUGAACCAUGCACUGCUUCAGGUCGGACUUGAUGACGCUAACAUGCACUGCGUCGGUUCCCUCUUUCAUAUGCUGCCUCUGUUGUUUCACUUGAACUCUUCGUAUCUUUAACCUUGGUGUUUGCUGUACUGUCGUUUGAGAUAAACCCCUAUGUUUCUUUC
Messenger RNA from Musa acuminata AAA Group (dessert banana), 2613 nucleotides. RefSeq names its product abscisic acid receptor PYL2-like. Gene Ontology annotation, cellular component: nucleus; cytoplasm. Gene Ontology annotation, molecular function: protein phosphatase inhibitor activity; signaling receptor activity; abscisic acid binding. The coding region runs from base 1897 to 2484 and encodes 195 amino acids. Gene Ontology annotation, biological process: abscisic acid-activated signaling pathway. The record is from RefSeq and is a predicted model, not a curated record. Lineage: Eukaryota; Viridiplantae; Streptophyta; Magnoliopsida; Zingiberales; Musaceae. The transcript is spliced from 3 exons.